This is a messenger RNA of Ceraceosorus guamensis, 432 nucleotides long. RefSeq lists its product as hypothetical. The record is from RefSeq and is a predicted model, not a curated record. Lineage: Eukaryota; Fungi; Basidiomycota; Exobasidiomycetes; Ceraceosorales; Ceraceosoraceae. The coding region runs from base 1 to 432 and encodes 143 amino acids. The transcript is spliced from 3 exons.
AUGAUCCAUGCAAAGGACCUGGAUAUCUACGCCAAGGACAAGGGCAUCCUCGAUCAGGGCCACAAUCCUGUGAGAUCUUACAAAAGAUCUUCCACACCUACCCCCAUUGACCACCUGCGCUUCCAAGGUCACCUCCAGAACAUCUCCAAGGCCAUGGGCCAUGUCACCCAGAGGCACAGUGCUGUCUACGAGCUCCUCAAAAAGGCUCAGGUCAAUGCCAUGAUCUCUGCGCUCUGCGCUGUUGCUGAGACUUGCAAUGUUGGCUUGCCUCUGCAUGACACCUUCAAUGGCAACAAUGUCCUCUAUAGCAAGAGCUCUCCAUCAGUUGUCUGCAGCGUAGUUCCUUUGAGAUGCAUGAAGCCGUAUCCAGUGACCCCCAGCAGAGCAUUCCACCUAGACCUCUUGGUCAAAGGCCAGUUGCAGCCCCUUUAA